GAUAAGUGUACCAUUUCAUUUAAUGAAAAUUUUCAUUUUUCUCCAUUUUCCACAUUUCAUUCAAUUUUCACAACUAUAUAUCUAGUAUUAGUUUGUGUUGUUAGUAAAAAAAAAAUGGAAGAAAAUAGAGUUAUAGAUAUAACAAGAAGUAGUUUUGAGGUGCAUAAAGUUGUGUCACCACCCCAUAGAAGUACUUUGUUGAAACUUAAAAAUAGGCUUAAAGAGACUUUUUUUCCUGAUGAUCCUUUAAGACAAUUUAAAGGACAAACCAUUAAAAAAAAACUGAUUCUUGGUGCUCAGUAUUUUUUUCCUAUACUUGAAUGGUGUCCUAAUUAUAGAUUUCACAUGUUUAAAUCUGAUAUCAUAUCUGGACUCACCAUUGCUAGUCUUGCAAUUCCUCAGGGGAUUAGCUAUGCUAAAUUGGCUAAUUUACCUCCAAUUAUUGGUCUUUAUUCGAGUUUUGUGCCUCCUCUUGUUUAUGCUGUGCUUGGAAGUUCAAGGGAUUUAGCUGUUGGACCAGUUUCAAUUGCAUCACUUGUAUUAGGAUCUAUGUUGAGUGAAGUUGUGUCUCCAACUAAAGAUCCACUCUUGUUCCUUCAACUUGCUUUUACAUCUACUUUUUUUGCUGGAUUAUUUCAAGCUUCUUUAGGUUUCUUAAGGCUUGGGUUUAUUAUUGAUUUUCUAUCAAAAGCAACAUUGAUUGGAUUUAUGGCUGGAGCUGCUAUUAUAGUGUCAUUACAACAACUCAAGGGUCUUCUUGGAAUCAUUAAUUUUACCAAACAAAUGGCAAUAAUCCCUGUUUUAAGUUCUGUUUUCCACACAAUUAAUGAGUGGUCAUGGCAAACUAUAUUAAUGGGAUUUUGCUUCUUGGUGUUCCUCUUAUUGACCAGACACAUCGGUAUGAGAAAGCCAAAGUUAUUUUGGGUGUCAGCAGGUGCCCCUCUUUUAUCUGUCAUUAUAUCUACCCUUAUUGUCAUUGCAAUCAAAGGUCAAAAUCAUGGCAUUAGCAUUAUUGGAAAAUUACAAGAAGGAUUGAAUCCUCCAUCAUGGAACAUGUUACAUUUUAGUGGAAGCUACUUGGGACUUGUAAUCAAAACUGGAAUUGUCACUGGCAUCCUUUCACUUACUGAAGGAAUUGCUGUGGGGAGGACUUUUGCUGCUUUAAAGAACUAUCAAGUGGAUGGAAACAAAGAGAUGAUUGCUAUAGGGCUUAUGAACAUUGUUGGUUCUUCUACUUCUUGUUAUGUCACAACCGGUUCAUUCUCGCGGUCAGCUGUGAAUCACAAUGCAGGAAGUAAAACAGCAGUGUCUAACAUAGUAAUGGCAGUGACAGUGAUGGUUACACUACUUUUCCUCAUGCCUCUAUUCCAAUACACUCCUAAUGUUGUACUCGGGGCCAUCAUCGUUACUGCUGUUAUUGGACUUAUCGACAUUCCUGCUGCUUUUCAAAUCUGGAAAAUCGAUAAAUUUGAUUUCCUAGUCUUGUUAUGUGCUUUCUUCGGUGUCAUAUUCGUUUCUGUUCAAGAUGGUCUUGCUAUUGCAAUUGGCAUAUCAAUGUUAAAGGUGUUAAUGCAAAUUACAAGGCCAAAAACAGUUAUGUUAGGGAACAUACCUGGUACUGGUAUUUAUAGAAAUGUUGAUCACUAUGAAGAAGCUUUGAGUGUUGCUGGUUUUCUCAUUUUAAGUAUUGAAGCUCCAAUCAACUUUGCUAAUGUUACUUAUCUUAAAGAAAGGAUUUCGAGAUGGAUACAAGACUACGAGGAGGAAGGAGCCAAGAAACAACCGGGGCUUAGAGUUGUAGUCCUCGAUUUGUCUCCUGUGAGUUCUAUUGAUACAAGUGGAAUCUCAUUGUUCAAGGAUUUAAGUAUGGCAUUGGAAAAGAAAGGACUUGAGUUUGUGUUGGUGAAUCCAAUAGGUGAAGUAAUGGAAAAACUACAAAGGGCUGAUGAAACCAAAGAUUUGAUGAGACCAGAUGUUCUUUUCUUAACAGUUGAAGAAGCUGUAGCUUCACUUUCUUCAACUGUUAAGUAUCAAAUACCAGAACAUGUUUGAUAUUUUUUUUCUUCUGUUGUUUAAGCUUUUGUAAUUCUAUUUGGUUCUAUCAAUCACCUUUUAGAUUUACUAUAAUACUUUUGAAUUGUAAAACCAAAAACAUUAGCUAAGAAAGCAUUAUUCAUAUCAAUACAAAUAAUUUGUUUAAACAA
Messenger RNA from Solanum lycopersicum (tomato), 2204 nucleotides. Its product is annotated as probable sulfate transporter 3.3. NCBI's taxonomy places the organism in Eukaryota, Viridiplantae, Streptophyta, Magnoliopsida, Solanales, Solanaceae. Gene Ontology annotation, cellular component: plasma membrane. The record is from RefSeq and is a predicted model, not a curated record. Gene Ontology annotation, biological process: transmembrane transport. Gene Ontology annotation, molecular function: secondary active sulfate transmembrane transporter activity.